AUGAAUGGACCAAGACAACGUAUAAUUCCAAAUCAUCAACAUCCAUCAUCACCUAAAUCACCAAAUGAAAAUUUAAGUCAAUUUUCAAAACUUUUUUCUAGUGAUGAAGGUUAUCGAAUAUUAAACACAGUUUCAAGUGAAGAAUAUAAACUUCUUCAAGAUACAAAAAAAAUUCUUGAAGAAAAAGUCAAUUUAGAUAAACAAUAUGCUGAAAAUCUUCAACAAUUAACAGCAAAAGCUGAUCGUAUUGCGUGGCCAACAGAGCCACAUUUAAUUGCAUCUACUUGUCGUGAAAUUUUAAUGCAAUGGUCUCGUCAAGCAACAACAAUUGAUUCAAAUGCUGAUAAAUUUCGAAAUUUAGCACUCGAUGAUUUAAUAAAAAAUCUUCUUGAAUAUAAAUCGGAUUCAAAAAAAUUUCUUGCAGAUCAAAAACGUCAAUAUGACUUAGAACAUCGAAAAGCUGAAAUCGAUGUAGCUGAAGCUGAAAAACAUUAUUCAGAUGAAGCAAAAUCAUUUGUGACAAAGAAUAAUGAAUUAACGAAAGCUGUUGCCAGUGCUGGAAUGAAUGAUGGUAAUCGAAUCAAUAAUAUAAAACGUUCAGUUAUUGAAAAACGAAAUAAUGUAUAUCAAGCUCAUAAUGAAUAUGUUCUUGCAGUACGACAAUAUAAUUUUAUUGAUGAACAAUAUGUUCGUAAAGUACGGAGUUUACUUGCCUAUCAUGAAGAAAUUAAUUUGAUUAUUAAUCGACAAUGGUUAAGUUUAUUAGAAGCUAUAAUGAAUUAUGAUCGUCAUAAUUCAUUGACAAAUAAUGAAUCUUGUUCGAUUGAUCCAAGUCAUUGUUAUGAUAAUAUAUGUCAAAUACAUUCAAAUAUACCAUUAUUAACUACAAAACCUAUUGUAUUUAAUACUUUAUUACUUCAAAUAUCUGGUUUAACAAAUCUCAAAGAAAAUCAAAUUAUUGUUGAUGAUACAACAAUAAAUGAUUCAACAAUUAAUUCAUUAGAUAAAAAAAUUCAAAUGUUAACCGAAAGUGUAAAUAGAAAUAAUAAUGAAUCAUCAACUAUUCUUCAACUUAUAAAUCAAUUUCGACCUAAAGAAACAACUUAUUAUGGACGAAAAAGUUUAUUUGAACAAGAACAACAAGCAGAAAAUUUACAAAUGAAAAUGGCAUGGGAAGAAACAUUAAAAAAUGAUCUAGAUGAUGUAUUAGAAGAUUGUGGAUUUAUACGUGAUAAUUUACCUUAUCAAGAAGCUCAAGCUAGUUUAUCAGAUAAACUUGAAGAUCAAAUGUAUUUUCAUGGUAUUAUGCCACGUGCUCAAAGUGUUACUCUUUUUACUGAACGUGGAGAUUAUUUAGUUCGUAAGAAUCAUGAAGGUAAAAUCGUUUUAUCGAUUUUUUGGAUUGAUCCAACAGAUACAAAUAAAUUAAAAGAUGGACAUUUUUUUAUUUAUGAAAAAAAUAAUAUGUAUUAUUUUCAAGAAAAUAGUGUUAUGAAACCUACAGUUUCAAAAUUAAUUACAUAUUAUACACGACAAAAAUUAGAAUUACGAAAUGAUGGAACACGAUUAAUACGACCAAUAGAAAGACCAGAUUAUAUUAUUAAUGAUAGUGAUAUUAUACUUUCUAAUUCAUCAUUAGGCUCAGGUCAUUUUGGCGAAGUAACUCGUGGUGAAUAUUGUGGUACUCCCGUUGCUGUCAAAUUACUUCGUUCAAUAAAUGGCCCAUUACGUCCAGAAGAUCGACAAAAUUUUAUUAAUGAAGCUCUUCUACUCAAACGUUUUAAACAUAAAAGAAUUGUUCAGUUUAUUGGUAUUGCUGCAUAUCGUGAGCCACUUAUGAUUGUUAUGGAACUUGUUGAACAAGGAAGUUUGAGUAAUUAUUUAAAAGCAAAUGAAUUACGUGUAUCACAAUUAACUCAAAUGUGCUAUGAAAUAGCUAAAGGAAUGGCUUAUUUAGAAAGUUGUAAUGUCAUUCAUCGAGAUUUAGCAGCUCGAAAUUGUCUCGUUGAUAAAAAUGGACGAAUUAAAGUUGCUGAUUUUGGUCUUUCACGUUGUCUUCAAGAAGAUGAUGUAUAUUUUACUCAGAUAAAAGAAUUUCCUUUACGUUGGUGGGCUGUAGAAGUUUUAUCUAAAGGACCAUAUACAAUUAAAUCUGAUGUUUGGUCCUAUGGUAUAACUAUAUGGGAAAUCUUUUCUAAAGCAGCAUUACCAUAUGCACAUUAUCAACAUAAUCAUUUUGUUAUUGAUGCUGUAAAACGAGGUGAACGUCUUAAACGUCCAGAUAAAUGUCCAGCAAAUAUCUAUGCAAUAAUGUCUAAUUGUUGGCUUUUAACUCCAAAAGAUCGAGCCAGUUUUAAAGAGAUUGUUGAAAUUUUACGAAAAGAAAAAUCUAUUUUACCAAAAUUUCCAUUUUUCAAUUCAUUAAGAUAA
Molecule: messenger RNA, 2430 nt
Organism: Adineta steineri
Lineage: Eukaryota; Metazoa; Rotifera; Eurotatoria; Adinetida; Adinetidae
Source: the annotation of a GenBank genome assembly